AUGGGCCUUGUUCAAGGGUGUGAUAAAUGUAAAAGGCAACAUAAUCUAGCAAAAUGCAGUGAUUGUUCUUCCACCUCUUUAUGUAAUACAGAAACAAUACUUCCCCCUCCUAUAAAAUGUUUCCUUUUCAAUUCAAAAUUUCAACAAAAUUUAAAAAUAAAUAAAACAUGUCACCAUGUUUAUGACAGUUGUUAUAUUGCUAGAGAUGUAUUUUGGAGAGUUGAACAAAAUUGUGGAGAAUGCCCUUCAAAAUAUCAAAAUUGUGUUAAAUGUAAUAAUAAUUUUUGUAACAAAGAAUCCCUUUUACCUUUAACAACAACAACAACUAUUAAACAAACCCCAAAAACAACAACAAAAACAAGCACAACAACAACAACAUCAACAAUUAUUCCUUCAACUAAAAUUUUUAUUAAAUCUGAGGGGCAAAUUAAUAAAGUUAAAAUAAAUGUUUUAUUUAUUCUUGUGUUUCUUUUAAUUUUUAAAAUUUUCUGA
Meloidogyne enterolobii is the source of this 492-nucleotide messenger RNA. Lineage: Eukaryota; Metazoa; Nematoda; Chromadorea; Rhabditida; Meloidogynidae. The record is from the annotation of a GenBank genome assembly.